This is a messenger RNA of Owenia fusiformis, 1290 nucleotides long. NCBI's taxonomy places the organism in Eukaryota, Metazoa, Annelida, Polychaeta, Sabellida, Oweniidae. The record is from the annotation of a GenBank genome assembly.
GGAAACGGUCACGUUAAACCUAACAUUACAAGGAACUAUAAAAGAAAUAUACAUCAUGAAUCAGCAUCUUAUAUGAAAUAUAUAUUUAUUUGAAAUGGAUUCCUGCUGGAUAUAUCUUUACCAUUCUCUACACACAUUUUGAUAUUCACUUGUUUUCAACAGAAGAAUCCGAGACGUAUGAUAAUGUCCAUCAACCUAGCGAUCACAUUGAUCUCAACAUGGCUGCAUGUUGCCUCAACACUACCCGUCCUUUAUAAUGAAAAUGUCACCACUCCCGUUGUCACUGUCACUACAGUUCAGCAGGAAUGGACGGCUAGGGAUUUUCCUGAUCCACAGAAAGACCUCGAAAGAUGUGGAAGACGCGGAAAGAGAAGUUGGGUCUGUGAUCCAAACGGAGUAAUCUCUUAUGAAGAAGCUGAUAAAUUAGAUUCCAUCAUCAACGACGUCCGGUCUAAAGCAAAGUGCGCCUGUGGAUCGUGCCCGUCAGAUGGCAGAGGGCGCUACGCCAUUGCUGUUGCUUUUGUCAACAAGCUGAACCUUGAAGGAGCUGAACCAACGGAUAAUAACAAGCAGAGGGCUAUCGAAAACUUUGCAUUGUUCUUGAGAACUCUGUAUUGGAAUUAUGGGUACUGUCAGGAUGGAGUGGUCAUUGUUGUUUCACGAGAAGACAGAAAGGUAUGGACGUCCACAGGUGUAACACCAAGAAAACGGCUUGUAAACGGUUGCGUGGACCUUGUCUACAACAAAGUGAAGGGGAAGUUUACAGAUGGUCGGUUCUAUGACGGAGCCAAAGAAAUGCUGGAAUAUUACGCGAACGUAUUACUGGGUGGAAGUUGUGGCACAAAAAGUGGACUAUCCAUUGGAGCAAUAAUUGGCAUCGUGAUCGGGGCAAUCUCCGGGGUCCUAUUUAUUAUUAGUCUCAUUUUGAUAUGUGUGGGUAUGAAGUUCAACUGGGAGUGUGUCACGGGCACCUGUUUAGGGAUCUGCAUGGGUUGUAUCCUGGGCGCCAUCCAGUCCUGUAUCAACGCCAUAAUUGUGUCAGUUUUCCAGGCAAUAUGCGAAGCACUGGGAUGCGAUGAGUGCUGUGAACCAAUAGAGUGUGACUGUCUCGGAGAUGAGGGGUAUACCAGUAAUGACGGUGGGGGUGGUGGAGGAGGAGGAUUCUAGCAACGUUUUUAAAAUAAAAUUGGUCGCCCGUGAUAUUAUACAAUAUAAAUAAUAUUUGUCUUUCCUAGUGGUCUUGAAUUAAGUUUCUUUCUACACAAAUCAACAUACCCGAGAUAAUGUCAU